This is a messenger RNA of Dermacentor albipictus, 734 nucleotides long. RefSeq lists its product as uncharacterized. Lineage: Eukaryota; Metazoa; Arthropoda; Arachnida; Ixodida; Ixodidae. The record is from RefSeq and is a predicted model, not a curated record.
AAGCGUGCUCCUCGCGCUCCUCCCGCUCCUCGGGCGCCAGCCGCAUCAACAACGGUCAAGUGGAUUCCUGAGCAGGACCCGAGCAACAUCUGCCCCCUAACCCGCCUCCGUGCCGACAACCCCUGUCACCGCGGUACACGAUGGCCGGCAAGGAAAGUGCGGCUCAGUCCGGAAAGCCCUCGGUGGCGCCGUCGGCUGCAAACGCGGAGAUGGCUGCGGCGACUGCGGAGGCCGUCCGUGUGCCCGUCGGCGCGGCACCCGUCGUGCCGGCCUACGUGGCUCCAGCGAAGCAGUACGACGAUGACGACGAUGACGACGCUGAUGAUGCCGGGGGAAAGCCCCAGCACAGGUCCCUCUUGAUGAAGGAGGCGAGCACCCCCGGCCCCAACCCCGCCUGCAUCUUCAGCGUGGCGCUGGUGGUCAUCACGCUGUCCGCGGUGGCCAGCUUCUACGCCCUGGAGGCGAUCAACAACUCGUCCGAGUCGCCGGCCGACACAUCGAGCACAGUUCAGGGUGCGGCCAACGUGACCACCGAUAAUCCGGCGAGGCUGGACGACGCGGAGCCAGAGACCAGCAGUGGCGCUGACUUCCUCGACGAGCAGGAAACCAUCGUCCCCGCAGGGACAACCUGACCAUUCAAUGCCGCGUGCACGGGGCAUCAAUGUUAUCUUUUGUUCUUCUAUUUUAACAACGUAUGAACUGUGUUUUAUGUCCGUAAAUUCCUAAGUACCGUA